UGGAGGAAUACACAAUCUAGGAAUGUGCUGCAGACCAGACCUCAGAAGCCAUUUUGGGAUGAUGUCCCUGUUGAGAAAUCGCAUGAAGAUGCUGAAAUCAACGAACAUGGUUACAUUUCUGUCUGUUUCUCACUCCGUCUCCUCUAUUUCACCAUGGCAGCUGUCAACCGACGGGACAUUAGAAAAGCGGGGUAUCAAGCUGUGCUCACAGAGUUAAAACGUCAUUGAUAUGAAAGAGGAGAGUGUCUGUUUACUGUCUCUGUCGAGACAUGUAACACCGUGAGUUUUUUCCAGUCUGAAAUCUUCCAGCAUCUCUCACAACCCACCGUCUCCUUGAGUGACUGAGUUAAUUCACUCUUGUACCGGAGAGAAGGGAGGCAGAUCCGUUUUCCAAUGGCUUCUGUGAGCCUUGUUUCCAGUCCCCCAGCCCCCGUUCUUGACAAAAACAUGACAGACUCUGAGCUUGCAGGGGAUGAAAGAGAGGAUGGCGAACUGGAAGACGGAGAAAUAGAUGAUGAAGGGAUUGGAAUUGAAGAGGAAAAUAAAGAGGCUACAGAGCUGAAUGACGACAAAGAAAAAGAGAAGGAAAAGGAAAAGGAAAAAGUUAAAGAGAAAGAAGAAAAGACUCACAGACACUCCAGGAAAAGAUAUAAAAAGACCAGAGAGAAGAGGAGGUCUAAAAGGAGGAGGCGUGACAGACAGAAACAUCACUCCCCCUCCAGCAGCUCCAGUUCUGACAGUUACGACUCGGACUACGACCGAGUAGAAAGACCCAAAAACCGGAAGAGCCAGGGCUCUAGCCGCGAGUCUGAUGGCCAGUCCUCACAGCACGGAAGGGAUUCAAAGGGAAGCCAUGGCAAGUCCCCACCACAUAAGAGCAGUGAUUUUGACAAAUACAGCGACUACAGUGAUGACAAAUAUGACUAUGAUGAAGAAGAGGAUGAUUACGAAGAUGACAUGUCACAGUAUCCGCAGUCAAAGGAUUCAACUUCCCUGAGUCACGGCAAGGGACGUCAUGCUAAAGACCAGAUGAAGAGAGGAAACAUGAGGGGGAUGAAACAACAGCAGUUUGGGCAGAGGGGACGGGGCAGAGGGAGUGGACCAGGAAGAGGACGUGGGAUGCUCAACAAGAACAAGAAGUUGAAGGGCAAACCCUGGGGAGGACGUGGACGAGGUCGAGGAGACCAGGGCAUGGAAGACAUGGCACCGGAAGGAAAAAAUUCUUCUGGUUUUCAGAAGAAACGGCCGAUUAUGAGCAAGGAGUUUAUCAAUCAGCACACAGUUGAACACAAUGGUAGAUACAUCUGCAAGUAUUUCUUGGAGGGUCGAUGCAUUAAGGGGGAACAGUGCAAGUUUGAACAUGAGCUUGUCGUGCCAGAUAAAAAAAAGGAGCUUUGCAAGUUUUACCUCCAAGGAUACUGCAGUAAAGGGGACAAUUGCAUUUACAUGCACAAUGAAUACCCUUGCAAGUUCUUUCAUACAGGAGCCAAAUGCUAUCAAGGGGACAACUGUAAAUUUUCCCAUGAGCCUUUGACUGAUGUGACCAAAGAGUUACUUGAUAAGAUAAUUAACACAGAAGAGGAAAAUGCUCGUGAGGACGAGUUGGAGCUGGAGGAUCUGAGAAAGCAAGGAAUUGCCCCUCUUCCGAAGCCUCCUCCUGGGGUGGGGUUGCUACCCACUCCUGGUCAGAGCAGUCCUACUGAUGGCCCCUCCUGUCAAGGCGGGAAGAAGAUCCCCUCCCUGUUUGAAAUCAAGGUUCAACCAACUGUAAACUUGGCACAAAAAAUUGGUCUGAGUGGCUCCAGCUUCUCCCAGAACCAAGGUGAAGGCACCAGUCAGUUUAGUGGAGGCUCAGAGGACAUGCAAAGUGGAAGUGUGGUGUCUUCAGGCCCUUCUGCUCCUCCCAUUCCUCCCCCCGGGUCACCUGUUCCCAUGGGUCACCCCACUGGGCCACCCAUGCCACAGACACAGAGCCCCACAGGACAACACCCACCUCACGGAUUUCCAAUGCAGUCACCAGUUCCCCCUGGUCAACCACCGCCCUUUCAUGGAAACCGACCAAACAACAACCCUCAGAUGAAUACGCAGAGGCCUCCAUUCCCUCCGGCACCAGAUCUACAGAUGCUGCAAAGUCUCUUCCCUUUUCCAUCAAUGAGCCAGAACCCAGUAGAGUUUUUCAGCAGCUUCCUCCGAAAUCAGGCUAUGGGUCAACAAGGAGACCCUGGUCUGGCCUUCAUACAGAACCUCCAGCAGCAGAUGGGCGCAGAGUCACAGUUGCAGUCUUUACCACCAGCAGUGCAGAAAGCCAUAUUUUUACACCUGACACAGCAGCAACAAGAGUCACAUCCACAGGGGACUGAGCCGCAGAGAGCAGAGGGCCAGGAAGAUAAUGCAAACAGAGAUGAAACUACAAACUGGUACUCAAGUGAUGAGGAGGAUGGGAACUGUGUUUCCUCCAUUCUUAAAUCUCUGAAGAAGCAUAAUGAGAUGCAGCAGGCUCAGUCCAACCCCCCCCAGGCUGCCCCGGUUGCUGCAGCACUGGGUGAUCCUCGGCUUGUGAAGGAGAGGGCCUCACCCUGUGACCCCCGUAUGAAGACAGACCCUCGACAGCGACCACCCGAUAUGAAAAAGGAGUUGGAUGGAUCUGUAGAUCCAAGACUCUCCAGAGACCCCAGGAAGAUGAGACCUAUGGAGCCGAGUUCCUAUCGCCAGCAGAGCCACCCUGCUCCUCAUAAGCCUCCUACUGGAGAUGAGGACGAUGAGGGAGAGAGGGAACUCAGGGAUAAAGCGGUUCUCAUCCCUUUAGAUGCCAGCCCCAGUGUAGUGCUGCGGGACCCUCGUUGCCAGUUAAAGCAGUUUAGCCACAUCAGGGUAGACAUCCUGCUCCAGCGGCCAGCCUUCGCUCAGACAGUGGUGUGGGCCCCUGAGGACCUUAUCCCUUCCCUCGUGCCCAAACAGGAACACUCCAUCAACCUUCCCCUUCCACCCCUAAUUGCAGACGCUCAGAUGAAGAGAACAAGUCUGUCUGACCAUCCUCCUGUCUCCAGCCCUCCUCCAACUGACCCAAGACUGGCGGCUGCACGUUUGAAGGAACGUAUGAGUCGACUGUCUGCUGGAUCUCUAGAGUCUCGAUCCUCCACUGAAAGACCUGCAGAUCCACGUCAGCAGAAGAGCCUGGACCCCAGACUCAAGCGUACAGGAAGUCUGGACUCUAGGCAGAAGGAGCCCUCCUCUGGGGGAGGUGUUGUGGACCCUAGGCUACAGAAGGCCAGUGCUGGCUCCUCUCCUCAUGCUGCUCGUGCCAGGCCAGAGCCUGAGAAGCUGCCACCGUAUGCCCCUCGUCUUGCAUCCUCUGGUGGUGGGCUAGAGAGUCCCACUACAAUCCUAGGGGGUAUCAGUCUAUAUGAUCCUCGUAAUCAAACUGAGCAGGCUCAGAAGGAGCAAGCAGAGCCUCCUAAGAAGGUGGGGAUUCUCAAACAUCCAGAUAAGAAAGACAAUACUCUGCCACCGUCACUCUCACCAACUCAGCAGAGUAGCUCUUUUGAAGAAGCUAAAAGCACAGACGUCUCAGCUCAGCCUCUACCCACCAGUUCUCCCAGCUGUCCUCCUACGUCACCCGUCAAACCCCCUGCAGUUCACAAUCUUCCCAUCCAGGCACUGGCUGGGCUGAUCCGACCCCAGUACACAGACACCAGACAGGCAAAACCAGGAGGACAGGGCUCUACAGGAGCCCAAGAAGAGAUGGAAGAGAAGGAGAAGGAGCAGGAACAAGGGCAGGAGGAGGCCAUGGAGGACAAACCAAAACAGGAAGAUCCAGAAGAGGAGGCAGACGACAGGACACUUAAAGAUGUGUUCAAGACUUUUGAUCCCACCGCGUCCCCUUUCUGUCAGUGAUCAUGACUAAUCUUUGUUUAGCUUUACACAAACCUAUUUAUUUCUGUAAAUACAUGAUCCUGUAUAGAAUCGCUUCAUAUCUAGUGCACCCCACUGUUGUCAGUGUAGAGAUGAUGCUCAAUAUGUGCACAAAUGACGGUCUGUAGUUCCGUUUCACAUAAUCCUAUUAAGGCUGAAAUGUGUGAUUUGAAAGUGUGUGAAGGUCUUUUAUCAUUGUGUGAUUUUUUUUUUUUUCCACGUACAUUUUAAACAAUCUGGGGGAAAAAAAGGAAUUCUGUCAGUUGUAUAGUUUUCACUAAGGACUGACCCACAUGUUGCGUACUAAAUUCUUAAUUUUACAAUUUGUAGAACAGAUCGUUCAUUCACUAUGUGCAGAGAGAUAAUGUGAAGAAAUCGAUCAAGCAAAAGACUGAAUUUUUGUAUUUCCUUAUUUAUUUCACGCUUUUACAUUAUGAGAUUUUUAUGUUAAUAUUUACUUCUAUGAGAAUGUGUUUUUCCACAUGAGUCAAAAGAUUUUUUAUUUUAUUUUUUUGUUUUGAACAGCUGACAAGAGUUUGUGUCUUGUUAACAUCUGACACAAUGAGGUCAGAUAAUCAAAAUGCAUGUUUACCAGAUAAUAAAAGGCACAUGUGCUGAUGGUGAGAUACAGAACUUUGUUCAGUUCCUUUUCCUAAAAUCCAUAUACUAAUGACUGAUUGCUCUUCCUUUUUUACAGAAUUGUGUUUUUGAAUUCAAUUCUCAACAAUUAAGCUAGCUUGCAGAAAUGUUUGUGAACUAUGAGAUAGUGACCUGGUUAGUUGAGCAGAAAAUCUUUGAAAUACUAUAACCAUUCAGCUUCUUUUUUGUACAUUUCUUGACUUAAUUUUAAGUGGUCUAAAAAUGUAAGGAUUUAACAUUACUGUUGUAGGCUUUUCUACCUUGCUAACCAGUUCAUAAUGACAGUAAAUUAAUGUUGGUUACUUCAUUUGAUUUAUCUUUGCCUUCCUCAAAACACUGCUAACAGGCUUGUAAAUAGCAAGUAAACUGUUUUUCACUUGUUUUCAUCAAAUAAGAAUUCAAGAAAGAAGUAGGGUGUAUUAUAAAAAGAAAGAUACAGAUAUAUGAUAAAAUAUCACUUUUAUGACUAUGUUUCGUGUUGAAUUUUGUUGGAGCAAAUGUAAGCUGGCAGUUUGUAUUGUUUGAGAGUACGGUGUCUGUCAAGGUGAGCUCUCUUUGACUGAAGCCAGGCUGUGUACUUUUUAGAAAUUAUUUUCACAGGUCACAUUUUAAAUACCUAUUUUGUAUCAUGUGUACAGUCUGUUUUUGAGUGUUUUUUUGAAUAAUGUUAUCUUUUUUCCUGUCAGUAUGGUGGUUAUGGUUAUUAUAAUACCGUAUGACAUUUUAUCGACACAUAUGCUCGUCAUAUUUCAGUGAUUUUAUUAUGAACAUCUGAAAUAAAGAGAUCAUGAGGUAUUUCA
Scatophagus argus is the source of this 5351-nucleotide messenger RNA. RefSeq names its product zinc finger CCCH domain-containing protein 6. The record is from RefSeq and is a predicted model, not a curated record. Gene Ontology annotation, biological process: negative regulation of DNA-templated transcription. Gene Ontology annotation, cellular component: nucleus. Gene Ontology annotation, molecular function: metal ion binding; RNA binding. Lineage: Eukaryota; Metazoa; Chordata; Actinopteri; Scatophagidae. The transcript is spliced from 12 exons. Bases 394 to 3894 code for a protein of 1166 amino acids.